Molecule: messenger RNA, 4405 nt
Organism: Dunckerocampus dactyliophorus (ringed pipefish)
Lineage: Eukaryota; Metazoa; Chordata; Actinopteri; Syngnathiformes; Syngnathidae
Gene: bmp10
Product: bone morphogenetic protein 10
Exons: 2
Coding region: 795-2231 (478 amino acids)
Biological process (GO): BMP signaling pathway; SMAD protein signal transduction
Cellular component (GO): extracellular region
Molecular function (GO): growth factor activity; cytokine activity
Source: RefSeq, a predicted model, not a curated record
UAACAGCUAAGAUAUGGAUGUUUUGUUCAGAUAGCUUAGCAUGUAUUGACCUACAUUGGAUUACUUUUAGCAUUUCUAAUGCACAAAAUGUAUCGAAGUCGCCCCCCGCAUCCUUUCAUUUUUCUGCAGACGGCCCUCAGCGGAAAAAAAGUUUGGACGCUCCUGAUUUACAGGAAAUGUGAAAAGACUUUGGUAUUCUUCAUUCUUGGUCAUUAGGCCUCACAGCUCAUUACAUUUUAAUUCCAUUCAGACACGUGAUUAAUAUUGCUCAUAAGUCCUCGAACAGACAGAAAUGGCAAAGGCGGCGGGCCAAUCAACAACGGCGAGCAGAACUCUGCCAUUUACAAACCAAAUAAACAAAUGAAGAAAAUCAACUCUGGUGCACCCACCCAAACAAAAUAGCACUUCCACAAGGAAGAAGCUACAGGACAAUGUUUACAAAAUCCUCAUUAAGGAAGUUGUGAGAUAACACACACACACACACACACACACCAUAAGCACAGAGCAAAGCAGAGCCCACCAUAUCGUAGAUAAGAGACUGCGAGAAAAAGCUGGGUCGAGAGAGCAAAGCACAGAAAGCGCGUAGGACACAACAGAGAUGACUGGAUGGACUGCACCAAGAAGCCACUGGACCUGCAGCACAAAAGACAUCAAAAGGUGUGCACGUUGAGCACUGCAAGGCGACAUAAGGCUUACACACCAUUGCUGGGAACAUCCGCUUUCCACAGCAAAGGUCAAGAACACUUUUUACUGACGGGGAUUGCAAAAAGCAAAUUGUUGAAUUUUUGUUCUCCAUGGCGAGCAUUUUGGUUUAUUUAUUGGGAACUAUUUGCAGCACCAAGACUUUCCUCUUGCUUUUGGCCAUCCAGUCGCUCCAGGGGCCUCUCUGUGGAGAGAGCAGUCCCAUCUCCAACACAGAUCAGAGGCUUCCAUCGGCUACGGGAAUGCGGGACGAACUGGGACGGACCGUGGACCCAUCCCAGUUGGAGCAGGAGAGCAAUCUGAACAGGCAGGGUGUCCUGGAGAGCUUGAAAGAGCAGUUUUUGCAGACUUUCAACCUCUCUGGCUUGGGUCCACCUCCGCUGCCACCUGGAAGCAUACGAGAGGAGCCACCUGAGUACAUGAUGGAGCUCUACAACCGCUUCGCCAAUGACCGCAACUCCGCACCCAGUGCCAGCAUCAUCCGCAGCUUCAAAAACGAGGAUUUUUCUGCAAGUGCUGUAGGCGUUGGAGGAGUACGGCGCCACCCACUACUCUUCAACGUGUCAGUCCCCCAACAUGAGCGCAUCACGGCCGCCGAGCUCCGCCUCUACACGCUUGUCCAGACUGACCGCCGUCUGUACACCGGUGUUGAUCGCAGGGUCACUAUCUAUGAAGUGGUACCCCGAGAUGGAGAUCGCAACGCCACCGAUGAGAAUGUACUUGUAGAGAGACAAGCAGAGGAGCUGGUGGAGUUGGCUUCACGACAAGUUUUCGGCACUGAUGACGGCUGGGAAGCAUUUGACCUCACUGCUUCCGUUCAGCGGUGGCGUAAAUCAGAGCAUGGCACCACACAUCGAUUGGAAGUGCACAUUGACAGCAUGGCGGAGGACGAUGCACAAGUGGUCAGAGAGGAAAAUGAAAUUAAGAAUACUGACAUGAGGAUCGACACCAGCACCAAGGAAAAACACAAACCCCUGCUGAUUGUCUUCUCUGACGACCAAAGCGGUGACCAUCGAGACGACAAGCGUGAGCUGAGUGAAAUGAUUGACCAUGAAACCUCCAACGUCAUUCUCCAGAAUGACUUAGAGAAUGACUUGUGGGGCGGCGAUGACACCGACGGAGAAUCCGAGCCAGAUGAAGCUGACCUGAUCCAAAUGCGCUCCAAUCUGAUCUACGACACAUCCUCACGCAUCCGCCGCAACGCCAAGGGCAACCAUUGCAGGAGACAGCCUCUGCACGUCGAGUUCAAGGAUAUCGGGUGGGACAGUUGGAUUCUCGCGCCCAGCAGCUACGACGCCUACGAGUGCUCUGGGAUUUGCUCGUUCCCGCUGACAAAGCAUGUCACACCCACCAAACACGCCAUCGUCCAAACGCUGGUGAACAUCAACAGUCCCCAGAGAGUGGCGCGGGCGUGUUGCGUCCCCACCAAGCUGGAUCCCAUCUCCCUGCUGUACCUGGAUGACACAGGUGUGGUCACGUACAAGCACAAGUAUGAAGGCAUGGCUGUGGCUGAAUGUGGCUGUAGAUAGUUGAUACUCACACACAUUUAGCAUAUAAUACAAAGGACUCUUUGAAAGAGCUAUCCUAUAAGGCUGGAAGUGCAUGGAACCAUUGCAUCAGGUGUGGUCCUAAGGUUUCUGGACAUUGUCCCUUGGGACAGAGAGCUAUGGUUUCUCCAAUUAUUUAUUAUAAAUAAUAGUUUCCAAACUUUCAGGCACAAUGGAGUUUUGCUUUAACUAAGCACAUUCUGCACCAUUUCUUCUGUGGGAACUCGUGGGCCAGUGGUUCCCCCCCUCUCCAUCCCCGACAUGUGUUUCCCUCUUCACUUAUCUCCGGCCUCACUUGAUGCACUAAUCAGCACUUCAGUGAAAUGGCCUCCUCGAGGCAAUCUGACAAGACAUGAACUCUCCAAGCCCGCCUACUGUGGCCUCCUGAUAUGUAGGCACCACGCGAGGGUCCGACUGGCGAGGUUAUCUAUCCAAACCCAGUUUCCCACUUCACAUGCCUCUUUUCCACUACCCUCCGCCCCCACACCAAAGUCGCAGUGAUAGCAAGGUGUUUGAGGCUGAGAAACAUGUAUUCCGCCGAUCAGACAUGGACGCCAUUCCAGGCGAGGUUCAAGGUGGCGCGGAUGGGGGAGUGGGAUAGAACAAGGGGCAGGGGUUGACCACAUUCCUAGGUAGUCUCAACUCGCUGACCUAGCACCAUGUUCUCCCAGAGUGUCUCCAGCUCUUGAGUUGAGUCAUUCAUCACUAUUUUGGGGACUGCGAACCAGAAAAAUAAAUACCGUGUGAGUUUUCUUGGUAAAACCCAGAGGAAAAACGUGUUGUCUUUUGUUGUAAGGCUUUUGAUACCUCUGCUGCUUGAAAUAAAUGACCUACUAUUUAUUGCUCUAAUUUAUUAUUUUUUAAUAAAAUGGAUAACUAUAGAUGUAAAUGUUGUUACAUAAUGAUGAGCAUGUUUUGAGGCCUGUGACAAAGCUUUUGGACAUUCAAGGAAAACUGCACUUUCUUUUGGAAUUUUGCCCAUCAUCCACAAUCCUUAAUUGAGACAUGAACACAUUCUGUAUGUCUUUUUACUUUGCGCUCUCAAGAUAUCAAAACAGCUAAAAAGACUGAGCUAAGAAUUCACGUAAUGGGAAACAGCUAUUCCGCCUAGGAAGCCUUCUGAAAAGGAAUCCAAAAAGCACCAACAUUUGCAUAUAUUGUGACGAGCAUUGUUAUUAUUAUUAUUAUUAACAUUGUCACGCUGAUCGAACUACGUUGCUGCCGUACUGACACCUUGUAACACCACACCGGCUAGCAUCUAGCCGGCUAGCGACUAGCUUCACCACACACUCGCCCGCAGCGCGUCUCAACCGCGUCUUUACCCCAAAGGGUAAAGCUACAUAUUGGUGCUGCUGCUGUGUUUUGCAUUUUGGAGUUUGGAAAAGUUAAUGCUAGGUGUAGGUGUUCGUUUCUGUGUUGCUAUGUGAAAUCAAUGCGCCCAGGAAGGAAGUUUGAGUAAUGCUUAAAAGGACCAAAAUAUGGCAAAACACUGUGAGUAUUACAUGUUAUCAUGAAUGUACCUGUUACUACAUGGUUACAGCAUGUAUAAAAAACCAUAAAACCUUGUUGGAGGUUUUUGGAGGUGUUUUAAUAGCAGCCUUUGUAGGCGGAAUAGGUGCUUGCAGUAAUGAGCUGUCUCUUAUUAUCUGCUUUUUUAUCUUUAGAACGCACAGAAAAGGGAAAGACGUGUGUUCAUAUCUCACUUAAGGAUUGCGAACGAUGGGCAAAAUUCAAAAAAAUAGUGCAGAUUUCCUUUAAGACGACAUGAUAAGACAAAUUCGAAUAUAUAAGUUAUUAUUAGGCUGUCUGGAAAAGGUGACUCGACAUGUUCAUUGUUGUGCUGCCAUUUAAGGAAGGUUGAUAUUUUUAGUUGAUGCUUAAUGGUCAUUUGGCCCGUUUCCUCCAUCCAACGGUAUCAGCUCACAGGUCAGAGUUCAUACAUGUCUUCCAAACAAAGACCCAUGGGAAACUGACUUAGAGGGUCCGUUAAUGAAGAAAACUGAUCAUCUGCUGCUCACACGGACAGCUGUGAUGGAAAACCUGUACAUGAGAGGGAAAAUGUGAAUUUAAAAACCGCCAAUCUCAAUGAUGGUGACUCUCUACUGUCAAAGUGUAGGAUCCAGACCUUGGAUUGCGAGUGAUUUUGAUGUACCAAC